This is a messenger RNA of Hypanus sabinus (Atlantic stingray), 5070 nucleotides long. RefSeq names its product ANTXR cell adhesion molecule 1c (gene antxr1c). The transcript has 18 exons. The record is from RefSeq and is a predicted model, not a curated record. Lineage: Eukaryota; Metazoa; Chordata; Chondrichthyes; Myliobatiformes; Dasyatidae. Gene Ontology annotation, cellular component: membrane. Gene Ontology annotation, molecular function: signaling receptor activity. Bases 180 to 1847 code for a protein of 555 amino acids.
ACCGCAGGGGAAUCUCGGGCUGACGUGCUCCGCGAACGCCAAUUUGCGGAGAAGCAAAAUCAUUCGUUGGAAUUUUGUCCAAAGCAAUAGCAAAGCCCCAGGCUCCGGCUGCUGUCGUACAUACGUCUGAGUGGGGCUAUAUUUGGGGGGUGAGGGGGUUAAUAGUUCAUGUGCUGAGAAUGGCGAGGUGUGCAAGCGGCGUCUGCAGAGCGGCGCUGAGCGCGCUGCUGCUUCUGAGCGCCCGCUGCUCCUCGACUCCUGGCCCGGAGGACAAAGCCGAUGACAAACCGUCCUGUCACGGAGCUUUCGAUCUGUACUUUGUCUUGGAUAAAUCAGGAAGUGUUAUGAACCACUGGCAUGAAAUAUAUUCUUUUGUCGAAGAUCUUGCUGAAAAGUUUUUGAGUCCCCAGCUGCGGAUGUCUUUUAUUGUUUUCUCUUCAGUAAGCAGAACUUUGAUGAAGCUGACCGCAGAUAGGGUAACUAUACGCAAAGGUCUAAAUACCCUACGGAAGGAAGUGCCCGGGGGAGAUACAUUCAUGCAUGAGGGUAUCAUAAAGGCUACUGAACAGAUUUACCAUGAAAACUACUCAGGGUUUCAAGCUGCUAGUGUCAUCAUUGCAUUGACAGAUGGGGAAUUGAUUGACAAGCUGUAUGACCGUGCACAAGCAGAAGCUGAAAGAGCUAGAAGGUUUGGAGCUACAAUUUAUUGUGUUGGUGUGAAAGAUUUCAAUCAAACUCAGUUAGCCAAAAUUGCUGAUAGCAUUGAUCAUGUGUUCCCAGUAACGGGUGGAUUUGAAGCAUUAGGAAGCAUUAUUGAUGCGAUUCUUAAAAAAUCUUGCAUUGAAAUUCUAGCAGUUGAACCAUCAAGCGUCUGUGCAGGAGAUUCUUAUCAGGUUGUGAUAAGAGGAAAUGGAUUCUCCCAUGCACGAGAUAUUGAUCAAGUUCUUUGUAGCUUUAAGAUAAAUAACACAAUUGUGAUAACUGAGAAGCCUCAUGCUGUGAACGAUGAUUAUUUACUCUGCCCUGCUCCAGUAAUAGAUGAAGUUGGCAUGGUGGUUUACCUGCAAGUGAGCAUGAACCAGGGGUUAACAUUCAUCUCCAGUUCUGUCAGUAUCACCAGCACACAUUGCUCUAAUGGAACAAUCCUUCUAAUUGCACUAUUAGUUUUGUUCCUCCUGUUGGCUUUGGUCCUGCUGUGGUGGUUUUGGCCAUUAUGCUGCACUGUGAUAAUUAAGGAACCACCACCUCCCCCAGUCUAUCAAGAUGACUCUGAUGAUGAAUCCAUGGCAAAGAAAAAGUGGCCAACAGUCGAUGCAUCAUACUAUGGAGGAAGAGGAGUGGGUGGCAUUAAAAGAAUGGAGGUGCGAUGGGGUGAUAAGGGUUCAACAGAAGAAGGUGCAAAAUUAGAAAAACCAAAAAAUGCAGUCAUCAAAAUGCCAGAUCAAGAGUUUGAACUGUUGGAUCCAAAGCCUCACAAACCUCGGCCUUACAGACCACCACAGCAGAGAAAAUGGUACACACCGAUUAAGGGGAAAUUGGAUGCCUUGUGGGCUCUUUUUCGCAGAGGAUAUGAUCAAGUAUCAUUGAUGAGGCCACAGCCUGGAGACAAGGGUCGCUGCAUUAACUUUACUAGAGUAAAAGAAGAUGCAACCUCUUCUCCUUCACACAAUGUUGCAGCUGCUCACAUGCCACCUCCGUACAAUGAAUGUGUUCCUUUAACCCGUGAACCUCCUCGCCCUCCUGCUACAUCAGCCAAGUCAUCGGUAAGGAGCCCACCUCCUGGACCACCACCAUCUCGUGCACCUCCUCCUUCACGACCUCCCCCUCGCCCUGCUGUAAGAGCCUGACCUCACAAGAUUUCUGCUGGUACAAAAACAAUAUCAUUGAGAUUAAAAGACAUGGCUAAAUGGAUAAGUACUACUGAACUUCAAGCCAAAUAUUUAUUAAAUUUAUAGGCUUCUUACAAAAUGUUAAAUCUGUUGCUGUGCAGCAAGUUUCCAUCUGGAGAAUCCUAAUGAGCAAAACAUCACUCUGGAGUCAAAGAUAGCAUUGUGUUCAUUAAUGUGCUUUUUAUUUGUAUGAGUUAGUGAGUUCCUGCUCUGUUAUAAAAAAAUUUUUAUUUUACAAUAAGUACUGCAUUUUUACCUUCUGCAGACGUUUAUAACCAAGCAGAAUUUUCAUUAUUUUUGAAAGUUAACAUUGAUUAAAGAUCAAUGGUUUAAAAAAACAUUAACUAGUACUUAACUAAUUUGAUAUUCAAGUAGACACUUUUCUUAAACUCUCUUAGUGACCAUAUUUAUCAUCUGCUAUAAAUUUAUAAACACCUUCAAAUUCCUGCAUAGACCGACUCCAGAACAUUGGUCAUGGAAAAAUAUCAGAAAAUGUGGAAGAACUGUGCCCCUUUCUGCACUGUUAUACCAAUGUUCAUAUAACAUUCAAAUUUCCAGUCAAUGUUAAUAGUGAAUGACAAAACAAAAAAUGGCUCUAAAUUAACACCAACAAUUUGCGCACAAGCAGCAUAUUUAACAAAAGCAUUGUUAAGAGCUUUUACUCAAGGGAUUGUUUAAGUUCUUAACAUCUCUAAUUUAGUUCCAUAAAAGUGUGUUCAAAGAAGUAAUGAUUUUUGAAAAGCUUAAGAAACUACAUGUGAGCUGUGCCCUACUUGUAAUUGGAAGUUACCAUCUGAAUAUAGAAACUCAGUUGUGAGGUUUUGUAACUAUUAUUAUGUAAUAAUAUAACUUGGUGUGUAUUAAUGCUUGCAUGCAUAUUUCAGCAUUGCUCACAUACCCACAAUCCUUAAGGUUGUGUAUUGGCUUCACACGCUCAUUAUUGAAUUGCAGGGUGAGAACAAGAAAUUCCAAGCCUUGAUAAAGUUAUUUAAUUAAUUAAUAUAAUUACAUUGACCUAAGUGUGUGAUUUCAUGGUCAUUGAGCAUUGGGUAACUAGGCCCUUGUUUAUUAUUUACAUUUAAAGAUAAAUGUUCUGAGAAAGUGAAGCCAUGGAGAGUGUGAAGGUUCUCAUGCAUAAUUAAUAUAAUGAAAGCCAUAGGUUUGUUGACCAGUAGAAAGGUUCUAAAGUUGCUGGUCGAUGCAAUAUAACAAAGAUUGACCUCUUAACUGAUUAAUUCACUGAACUCUCAACUGCAAUUUCGCUUAUACUUGACUUCAUUUGUACAUAGGAAGUGACCCUAAACAUUGCUCUGUCUGAACAAUAGUCUUAAUCUAGGGAAUGUUCUUGCUGUCCUUGAAUUUAAAAUGUUACAGAUGGACGAUGAAGAAAUGUGUGCAGGCUGUGACCUAAGAUUUUCUUUUCUUCUGAUGAAUAAUUUUGAACAUGCUCUUCUCAUAGAAUUUAUUAGCCAGUUACUAAAUAGCAAGAUUGUUCUAUGACAAGAUAUACAUAACAUUUUUAACCAUGGGUAAUAGCUCAUAGAAAACAUUUAAAAAUUAAUUAGAAUUAUGAAAAUGCUUAUCUGCUGGUUGGUAAACACUUUAUAGUUAUUUCAAUGUUAAUUCUAGAGUCCAGGCACUUUUUCUGACCACAUUCAAUUGUAUCAUUCCGAUUACUUAUUUCUUUCCUUGCAAAUACCAUUAUUUUAUUUCUUUCAGGGCACAGUUACAUUUUGGCAACAUGUAACAGUAUCUAUUGUAGUGUUUUAUAAACAGAUGAAAUAGUGAAACCCAUCCUGGUAAAGAAAAUAUUGUAAGCUUUUGUGCUAAUAGAGAAAAAAAAUCAAGUUUUACUGCAGGGCAGUUAAAUGUAUUAAUUUACAAAACUGUGGUCUAGGUGUAGGUACUCGAAUCUAAGUUGGCCACUAAAUCGUCAAGAUGCUAGAUGCAUAUAGUAGAGCAAGCAUAAUUGAGCUUGAGUAGGACAUAAAUACUUUCCUUUUUCAUUUAGUACAUAGACUUUGUUGAUUCUUUGUGGUUAACUGAAACUUGUGAUUUUGUUUGUCAUUGGUUAUUUCAUGGAACAAUUUAGUGAGCAGGUGAAUAGGUUGGGUGGUCAUAAAUUGAAUAACACCUCGAGAAAGGAUUGCAUUCACAUUACAGUGGUAUGAUUGCUCAGUUUAACAGAAUCAUCACAAAGAAAAUAGGAUUCACUACGAGGCUGACAAAUCACUAAGCUGUUGCCCAGGUUUGGGCAGCCUGUGGAACAUAGAGCAAAGGGAUUAAAUAUCCUCAGCACUGGUAGUGUGCCAUUCAGGCAAUUACUUGGUUACAUGGAAAGUGCUGCCUGGGGUGGUGGUAAAGACAGAUACAUUAGGAACAUUUCAGAGACUCUUAGAUAGUCACAAGGAUGAUAGAGAAAUGAAGGGCUAUGUGGAAGAGAGAGGUUAGAUUGAUCUCAGAGUAGGUUAAAAGGUUGGCACAACAUCAUGGGCCAAAGGGCUUCUACUGCACUGUAAUGUUCUAUGUUCUAAUAGACUAGUUUUAUGACAUUUGUUGUGAUUCUUUUCAUUUUUAAUGUCUGUGAUUGCCUUAUUAAUGCCAGAAUUGCAAAUUUGAAUCUGUGUUCAGAAGAGCUCACUUGAUUGCCAUUGUAUUUUAUAAUUUUUACCUGAGCAAACAAAAUGAUGAAAGAAUUGAGAAACAGAACUAUGGCUGGAGAAGGUUAGGAACACAUGGCAGACCAGGACUGAUGUGUAAAUAUUUUGAGUGUAUCUUUCAAUUUCUGAUCUGUUACGUAUUUCAAACAUUUUCUGAUUUUUGUCUUACUGCUUUAAAUUGCAACAACUGAUCAAUGUUUCAUUUAAUCUCCAGAACAAAGCUGGGUUUAAGUAAAACAGCAUCUAAUUGCAAACAUAUCAGAAAUACAUCAUUUUGUACUUCCAACCUGUGAGGAUCCUCACUAAUAAUAAAAAUGUCUAUUACAUGAACAGAAUAUAUAGAUAGUUUGACAUCAUACAAAAGUUUUCUGUUAAAAGUGAAGUAGCAAAAUUAUGUUUCAUACUUGCAUUGACAUCAAACAGAUGUAAUUGUGUAUCAGUGCUGAUAAGUUUGUACUGUUUUCCUUUUGUCUGUAAUGUCUGUAAUCACUAAUAAACUACAAAUCUUUUAUGUAAAAUUA